AUAAAAAGAUGAAUCAAAAGUGGAAAACAAACGCAAACUGCAACCUGCAAAGAGUUGGUAUCCUGUAUGAUUUGGCUUACAGUAGUCUUCACACUGGCCAAUGGCAUUUAGUCCCCGAGGAAGAACGACGAGUUUUCACAGUUUUAAGUGCACUAAGGAUAUUCUUCAUGCUGUUGUGUUUCGAGCGGACUGUUGAUCUACUUGACGAUUCACUUUAUAUUGCAGAUAUGGGCAUUAUGCUUGGGUCCAAAAUAAUUCUAAAUUUCAAUGGUACAGACGUUGAUCUAUUGAUGCAUUUAACAAAGAUUUUGUUAAAGACCAAAAGAGCUGAAGAUCAAAAUGAACAACGCGUUAAACGUGUUAAAAUCGAUUCCGGCGACUGCACCGAGGAGCCGUGUGAUGUACCAGUUUUGCAUCGUCCAUCGUUAGAAUAUUUUGGGAGCGAUCACUACACUAAAGCUGAACCAGCACUUCUUCGAAACGUGAUAGACGAUUGGCCUGCCUUAGAACGGUGGUCCGAUCCCAACUAUCUCAUCAAAAUGGCCGGCGAAAGAACUGUCCCGGUAGAGAUAGGUUCAUCUUACAGUAGUGAGAAUUGGUCCCAACAGUUAGUCAACUUCAAGGAUUUUGUUGUUAAAAGUCUAGGAUUAUGUUCUACGACGGAGACGUCGCACCAAGCUGGCGUUCCAGUUUACUUGGCACAAUACGAAUUGUUUGAUCAAAUACCAGAACUACGAGCAGACAUCUUCGUGCCGGACUAUAUUGGAAGAACGGACGUAAAUCCUCGAAUCAAAGCAUGGCUGGGACCUAAGGGCACAGUCUCACCAUUGCACACCGACCCUUGUCACAAUUUGCUAUGUCAGGUGUUUGGUAGUAAAACCAUUAUUUUGGCAUCUCCAGAAGACACUCCGAACCUUUACCCGCACGAGCAUUUCAUCCUAAACAACACUUCCCAGGUGGAUGCGAAAAACGUUGACUUCAACCGGUUUCCGUUGGCCCGCAAAGUUCGCUUCCGUCGGUUAGUGCUACGAAGCGCAGACGUCUUGUAUAUUCCUCCCGGUUGGUGGCAUUACGUUGAAUCAAGGACGCCAAGCUUCUCCGUUAGUUUUUGGUUCGACUAAGCAGAUAGAAUGACGGCCGACAGCAGGCAUCAGUGCUGUAUGGAUCAAUCAAUCGCGACAUGUCGUGUUUCGAAGCUCGCUUCUAAAAGCAGUGUAAUCGAUACGGCGCAAGUGCAAUGGAUAGAGGCACAUUUGCCACUGAAUUGUGGAAUAUUUGUUAUAUUAUUGUUGAUAAAAAUGAGAUUUCAGAAGACUGAUUCAGGAUGAGGGAAAAUUUAUAUGCACUGUUCAAAUUCAUAGUGUGAAUAAGUGUCAGAUUGAAAAAAAUAAUAAAAAUGUUCGAUUAUUCUCAAAUCA
Wyeomyia smithii (pitcher-plant mosquito) is the source of this 1418-nucleotide messenger RNA. RefSeq names its product lysine-specific demethylase 8 (gene JMJD5). Gene Ontology annotation, molecular function: histone H3K36 demethylase activity. The coding region runs from base 9 to 1121 and encodes 370 amino acids. Lineage: Eukaryota; Metazoa; Arthropoda; Insecta; Diptera; Culicidae. Gene Ontology annotation, cellular component: nucleus. The transcript is spliced from 6 exons. The record is from RefSeq and is a predicted model, not a curated record.